This is a messenger RNA of Solenopsis invicta (red fire ant), 3246 nucleotides long. RefSeq lists its product as uncharacterized. The record is from RefSeq and is a predicted model, not a curated record. Bases 1 to 3246 code for a protein of 1081 amino acids. Lineage: Eukaryota; Metazoa; Arthropoda; Insecta; Hymenoptera; Formicidae. The transcript is spliced from 2 exons.
AUGCCAAGAAGCUGGAUCUACCGAAUAGACCGUACCGCGCUAGAGUCUCACCUCGAAACUCUCAGGCUGGACACAACCGGGAACGUGGACGAUCUCCGCCGCCGCUUACGGGAAUACGCUAUCGCGCAUCCCGAAUAUCAGCCCGCAAACAUGCCGCCCCCGGAGGACCACGCCGAGAUCCGCAUCGAGAUACCGGACCCGCCACUCGCUGGCGGGGGACACGCGUCCGACGCCAAGCAAAUGAACCAGAUACGGAAGUGGGGAUGCCACUUCGAAGGGAAAGACCCCAUCGCGUUCCUUGAGCGGGUCGACGAACUACAGCGAGAGUACGGGUUCUCUGACGCACAGUUAUUGCGCGGUCUCCCCGAACUGCUGCGCGGGGAAGCGCUCCUGUGGUACCGCAACAAUCGCGACCCCUGGGACGACUGGCAGGCGUUCACCGGCGUAUUCCGGGAAUAUUACUUACCACGGCGAUACGUCGCCAAAUUAAAACGGGACAUUCAGGCGCGAAAACAAGGUACCGACGAGCCAUAUUGCAAGUACGCGACAGAGCUCCUCACCAUGAUGAGACGCGCCGGCGGGUACGAAAAGGAGGAGCAGCUCGACCUGCUGUACGAAAACCUCCAACCGCGGUACAAGUUAUACGUCCGCCGCGACGGCCUCCGCCGAACAACCGACCUGCUCCGUCAGGCGGAGGAGUUCGAGGAAAUCAGCGCGCAAUGUCGCGAUCGCGGCGUCGCCCCCAAGCCAACCGCCACCAACACCGCCGCGACCACGUACGACAAGAACGAAUGCUGCUGGCGUUGCAAGCAGCGCGGGCAUACCCGCAUCGACCAGCACGAGCUCGAGGUCCUCCUGGACUCGGGCUCAGAAGCCUUCUUCGUGAGCCCGGCUACCGCGAACCGCCUGCGACGCCGAGGGCGAGAGAUACGACCCGUCACCGGCCAGGUCUACGUGGCGGACGGGUCGAGCGUACCGAUUGGGGGAUGCAUCGUGCUACCGAUCGUCAUCGACAACCGAGCAAUUUCGCACGAGUUCCAAAUACUACCAGGACUCGACACCGACGUACUCUUCGGUGUCGAUAUCAUGGCUCGGGCACAAAUCGCCAUCCCGCCGCCACCGAAACACGCCGCAAGGGCACGCACUCCCCCGCACGCAACCCUCCCGAUACGACCCGCGGCAGAAGGGGAGGGAGAACAGGAACGCCUGCAAGCCUUCCUCGCCGAAGAACUCCCACGAUUCGAAGCCGUACACGGACCGACCGACCGCCUGCAACACACGAUACGUGUCAGAAAUCAUCCGCCGAUUAAGCAACGGUACCGCCCUCGGAAUCCGGCGAUGCAGGCCAUCAUCGACCGCGAGGUCGACGAAAUGCUCCGUAACGGAAUCAUCGAGCCGUCGCAAAGCGCGUGGAGCUCACCUAUCGUGAUCGUGAGGAAAAAAGACGGCAAACCACGCUUUUGCAUCGACUUCCGCAAGGUGAACGAUGUGACCGAACGCGACGCGUAUCCGCUGCCACAGAUCGCCGCGACGCUGGAUAAACUUCGCGGCGCGCAAUUCCUGACCACGCUCGACCUGGAGAGCGGCUACUGGCAGGUGCCGCUAGCACCGGAAAGCCGACCGAUUACCGCGUUCACAGUACCCGGACACGGACUAAUUCAGUUCCGCGUAAUGCCCUUCGGACUGCAUUCCGCGCCCGCCACGUUCCAACGGUUACUGGACGGCAUACUAGGCCCGAAGCUAGAACCUAGCGUGUUCGUCUACCUAGACGACAUUAUCGUUGUUAGCCGAACCUUCGACGAGCACCUCGACAUCCUGCGAGAAGUCUUUUCGCGACUAAGGUCCGACCGACUCCGGCUUAACCCCGCGAAAUGCCGGUUCUGUACGACAACAAUCAAGUAUCUCGGACACGUCGUGGAUCGCGAGGGCAUACGAACCGACCCGGAAAAGACCAACACGAUCGUGGAAUGGCCGGUACCGCACACCGUGCGGCAAGUACGCCAAUUCCUCGGCAUCGCCUCGUGGUACCGACGAUUCAUACGCGACUUCGCGACCCUCGCCGCCCCGCUAACCGCACUCACUCGCAAAAACGCCGCCUGGAGGUGGGGAACCUCGGAGCAGGAGGCAUUUGACGCCCUGAAGAGAACGCUCACGACCGCGCCGGUAUUGGCCUGCCCGGAUUUCGAGAGACAAUUCGUCUUACAAACGGACGCGAGUACGACCGGCCUGGGGGCCGUACUAACACAAUACUUCCCCGAGGGCGAGCGCGUGAUCGCAUAUGCCAGUCGUACCCUGAAUUCCGCCGAACGAAACUACAGCGCGACGGAGCUGGAGUGUCUCGCGAUACUGUGGGGAAUACGCCGAAUGAGGGACUACCUCCAGGGCUAUCGCUUUAAGGUCAUGACUGACCACCAGUCACUACGCUGGCUACAAAAACUCGAUUCGCCCACCGGCCGACUCGGACGGUGGGCAUUCGAGUUACGCCAAUACGACUUCGACGUUCAGUACCGCAAAGGAGCGUUGAACAAGGUAGCCGAUGCUUUGUCCCGCCGACACGCCGUCAACGUCAUCGCGGAGCCCCGAUGCCCGUGGUACCGGAAAUGGUGGGGAACCGCACGCGACACGCCGCACGACGCUCCCGACUUCCGCAUCGAAGACGGGAAAUUGUACAAACACGUGCUACAUACCCUCGACUUGUCCGAAACGCCGAGCGACGCACAAUGGAAAGAGUGCGUCCCCCGCGAAGGACGCACCGAGAUCUUGCGGCGGUAUCACGACGCGCCGACCGCCGGAUAUCUCGGGAUCGCCAAGACCAUCUCGCGCAUCGCCGCACAGUAUCACUGGCCCGGCAUGUUCCGCGACAUAGCCCAAUACGUGCGGCAGUGCGAGACAUGCCUGGCUCACAAAGCGGAGCAGCGGACUGCUCCACCCGACCGUAAUUACGCGACCGUGGCAACAAGUUGCCAUCGACCUCAUAGGACCGUUACCGCGAUCCUCCCGGGACCACACGUGGCUCCUCACUAUGCAAGACCGGUUCACCAAAUGGCUCGAGAUGCGUGCUUUCCGCCGCGCUACCGCACAGUACGUAACAGCCGCCCUCACGGAAGCUAUCGUGCUCCGCCACGGAUGUCCCGAAGAAAUCCUCUCCGACAACGGGACCCAGCUGCGUUCAGCCUCACUGACCCAGCUUCUGCAGAAACUGCAGAUCCGCCACCAAUUGACGCCGGCGUACGCCCCGCACUGUAA